GACGGGCAGGUUUUGGACUGGCGACAAAAUUGUUUUACUGUAGUCUCCGUAGUACACACAGACACACACACACACGCGCGACACCACGCCGGGUUGAUCGAGUGUUUGUGGUUGGUCAUUUACGACGAGGGCAGUGUAGCAGCGGUGGUAUUUCGUCAGCAAACGCGUUUUUUUACUUCGGAAUCUGAGCUGAAAUGAGCUUGAUGGAAGACAAACGAUCACAUUGAGUGACCCCGUGACCCCCAGCUCUUUACAAGUUUCGCUUCCUCAUGCUUGUUUUGCAUGAGUGAGGGGUAUUAAACUUUGUCAUUUAUAACAGAACUCAAUGGAGGAUGAGGUAGCUGCAGGACGGGAGAUGGCCAACAGAAAUGCACAGUUAAAUUUCUGUGACUGAUGUUACUACCGACUGCCUGGUAUUGGGAUAUGGAUGAUGUGAUGCUGUUUCCGAUAGGACGAUAUAGUUAAUGUUUUGGUGAUCGUUCCUUCUGGCUGGCCUGUUCCCUACGUUGUGUCCUUGGGAAAGGCACUUUACUCGAACUUCCCAUUUGACUCGGUCUUUUCGGAGAUGGACGUUAAAUUCAGAGGUCCCGCCUCUUUAAUAACAUAUCAGUGUUGAUAGGGGCGUUAAAUCUAUACUAUUUCAACACAACAUCCAUUUCUGGUCUGUUCCCACUGUGAGGCUGAAAACUUUUCUCAUCGCUUUGUCGGAACGUACAAGUCAGCACAAUGCUCCGGUUCAAACCCGAUGCCCUGACCCCGUCGGGCAGUCCAGCAGGUGGCCGGGAGUUUGACCUCCGUGACCUCGAGGACUGCUUCUCAGAGGACCUUGACCCCCCAAGGUCAGGGAUGUACUCCCAGAACAGCCCACCUACGGGGGUGAGCGCCAAACACGUGAGCCUAAUGGAAGCGGAACAGGGCGUGAAAGCCGCGCUCUUCAACAAGCUGCUCGUGGACCAAGUCGUGUUUGACGAGCGACUGUUUUACGCCCAGACCGCGCUGUUUCUGGCCGCCGAGUACGACUCAACGGACGCCCUGGAGAUUCUGUCGUCAGCCGGAGCCGAUCUGGACAUGGAAGACAUGUUCGGGGAGACGGCGUUGUUCGUGGCAGUGGCUAGGGGAGCCACGGGGAGCGUGAGGUGGCUCAUAUCCCGCGGUGUAGACGUCAACCACAAGACGCCGGAAGGGGAGACGGCGCUACACAUGGCCGCCAUGACGUCAUCAGAAUGUGUGCAGAUCCUCGUGGAGGCCGGCACCGAAGUGAACGCGCCCAAGACGAGGGGCGUGACCCCCCUCAUGGUAGCAGCCGUCAACUGCAGCGAGGCCGUGGCGUGUCUAAUUCAGCACGGAGCGGACGUAAACGCUAAGACAAUAUUCGGCGAUACGGCGCUUAUAUACGCUGUGCGUUCGGGUAACGUGGAAUCGGUGCGACUACUCGUGAGCCUCGUCGACGAUAUCGAUUACGGAGGAAACACGAAUCUCGGGUACGAGUUCGGAUUCGUUAAGAUGGACUCGCCGUUAGUGAUCGCUGUGGAAGGCGGGAAAUCGGAGAUCGUUCGUCUGCUGCUGGAGAAAGGAGCAGACGUUAACAGUUGUGUGAAAAACACUCAGAUACACGUUCUUCAUUUAGCCGUCGGGAACCAAAACUCUUUGCUCGUAGAAUCCUCAGCCGCCAACAUUCCAAACUCUUCAUCAUCAUCAUCAUCCAAUAGCCGGAACCAGAAUCCGAAGACUCGAAAAGACAUCGUAAGUUCCCUUAUCGAGCACGACGCAUGUGUAGACUGCAGAGACAAGUUCGGCCAGACGCCAUUAAUGGUCACCGCCAAAAACGGUGACGUAGACAUCAUGGAGACGCUGAUCGAGGCGGGCGCGGAGUUGAACGCCCUCAACUCAGCAGGGACUUCAGCGCUCUACCUCGCCGUGAUCCGGCAAGAGGUACGGUCCAUCGAGCUUCUCAUGGCGCGCGGAGCUGUCGCGGGAUUCGAACUCCAUCAAGCCGUGCUGAUGUCCGAGCGCGUGGUGAAGACGAUGGUCGACUGCGGCGCGAUGCCGGUGCUAAUGCCAUGCCGACGUCUGCAGCAAGACCGCGGGGUCACGCACCCGGUGACUCCUCUCUACGUCGCUCUCCGCUACGGCGCGCUCAACAUCGCGUCCUUCUUCAUCUCCCGAGGAUUUCUGAGAACAUGGGACCUCAAAGAGACGGCCAGAGACUAUAAGAUCAUCCAGCUCCUCAACGAGUUUAAGUACUACAAAGGCGGCGUUCCUCCCAACCUCUCGAAUCUCUUCGCUCUCCACGACCUCCAGUCGCCCGUACCCUGCUCGCUCUUCCUCUCCGCGUUCGUUCAAGUGUCCACGAGUCUCGGGUUCGGACCCGACCGCAAGGACAAGAUCAAGGACACGGGACUCCCGGUGCCUCUACAGAGGAGUCUAAUGUUCCAGGGACCUUUGACCUUUCCCCAAGACCAGGACACUGGACCAGUGUCGGAUGUGUAGGGGUUGAGCUCUUCACCGUAGUGCCCAGAAAGCGUCGGUUCAAAUCUCGUGAGGGGAUGGUUUUUUAUCAAGUACAGUCGAAAUUAACCAAUACGGCUACACAUUGCCGAGGAGAAAAGAGGUUAUCUUAGACAGGUGUAUCUCAUGGACAAUCAUGAUAAUGCCAUUAUAAUAUUAUUUUUUUAAACGUAAGGGGGAGGGGGAGGUCGUUGUUUGUACAGGUGAUUUCCUUGGGCAGACCGCUAAGAGGAGUAUAUAAAAAAAUUAUUUGACUGUAUCUUCAUCAGUCUGAUGGGAUGUUUAAUACCAAUCACCUCGUAUAGAUCGUUACAGGCUAAGUGGAAGCAGCCUACCUCCCAAAUGAUCAAAGUUGAGUCGAUGGAGGCGAAAAACCUUUACAAUUUCAAUUCCAGGACGAUGGGUCAAGAGACAUGAGAUGGAACAGAACGGGCGAAAACAAAGAAAUGUAUACAACAACAGCUUCAUGAUCACGAUGACGUACCAGUUGGAUAUUUCAUACAUAUACGGAAAACGCAUUUACUUGAGGCGGACAACACUUUAAAACAUUGGACAUUACUCAUAUUUUUAGACUGAACACUACUCAUUUUCAUAUCAUACUGAGGAAACAAUGACAUCAUUGUGGCGUCGGUGGUCUAGUGGUUAGGCUCUCGGACUCGUAACCGUAAGGUCGUGGGUUCGAA
Aplysia californica (California sea hare) is the source of this 3191-nucleotide messenger RNA. RefSeq names its product putative ankyrin repeat protein RF_0381. The transcript is spliced from 2 exons. Gene Ontology annotation, molecular function: protein binding. The record is from RefSeq and is a predicted model, not a curated record. Gene Ontology annotation, cellular component: cytoplasm; nucleus. NCBI's taxonomy places the organism in Eukaryota, Metazoa, Mollusca, Gastropoda, Aplysiida, Aplysiidae. The coding region runs from base 727 to 2490 and encodes 587 amino acids.